Saitoella complicata NRRL Y-17804 is the source of this 863-nucleotide messenger RNA. Its product is annotated as F-actin capping protein, alpha subunit. Gene Ontology annotation, molecular function: actin filament binding. The record is from RefSeq and is a predicted model, not a curated record. Bases 27 to 863 code for a protein of 278 amino acids. Gene Ontology annotation, cellular component: actin cortical patch; F-actin capping protein complex. Gene Ontology annotation, biological process: actin cytoskeleton organization; barbed-end actin filament capping. NCBI's taxonomy places the organism in Eukaryota, Fungi, Ascomycota, Saitoellomycetes, Saitoellales, Saitoellaceae. The transcript has 2 exons.
ACCCAAACACCAACACAACCACCAAAAUGCCCUUCCAGCAACAAAAAAUCGCCGCAGCCUCCCAAUUCCUCCUCGCCUCCCCACCCGGUGAACUCAACGACGUCUUCAACGACAUCGCAUCCCUCGUCAACGACGACACCGCCGUCCUCAACGCCCUCGAACCCGCGUUUGAGAAGUAUAAUUUGGAACAAUAUGUCACGGUUAAGUUGCCGUUGCCUGGGGGUGAGGGUGAGGGUUUGAGUUUGGUGAGUGAGUGGAAUCGGGUGGCGGGGGAGGAGGGACGGUUCGUGGAUCCGAGGGUGGGGAAGACGUUUGUGUUUGAUCAUGUAAAGGGGAAAGCGAGCGAUGUUCAGCCCUAUGACGAAGAUUUGGGAAGGGAGUGGGAAGAGCUGAAUACCGGCAUCGAGGCAUACGUCAACGAACACUUCCCCUCCGAAGGCGCAAGCGGGGUGUUCAAGGGCCAGGCGGGAGGAUCAACAUGGAACGUGGUCAUCGUCGGAAACAAAUAUAACCCAUCGAACUACUGGAACGGCCGAUGGCGCUCAUCCUACACCUUCGACUCUACCUCCGGCACCCUAACCGGUACGAUCCGUGUCACCGUCCACUACUACGAGGACGGCAACGUAUCCCUCUCCACCACCCACUCCAUCUCCAGCACCCCUUCCUCUCCCUCCACCCUUGCCAAAACAAUCGCGGCGGAAGAGAAACGGUAUCAAGAAGAACUGAAUAAAGCGUUUGGAGGGUUGAGUGAGGGACCCUUCAAGGGGUUGAGGAGACAGUUGCCGGUUACGAGGCAGAGGGUUGAUUGGGAGAAGGCGGGAGUUUAUAGGAUUGGCCAGGAUGUGGGGAAUGCGAGGAGGUAG